Messenger RNA from Cololabis saira (Pacific saury), 10143 nucleotides. RefSeq names its product probable ubiquitin carboxyl-terminal hydrolase FAF-X. Gene Ontology annotation, biological process: protein deubiquitination; cell migration. The transcript is spliced from 48 exons. Bases 433 to 8304 code for a protein of 2623 amino acids. The record is from RefSeq and is a predicted model, not a curated record. Gene Ontology annotation, cellular component: nucleus; cytosol. NCBI's taxonomy places the organism in Eukaryota, Metazoa, Chordata, Actinopteri, Beloniformes, Belonidae. Gene Ontology annotation, molecular function: cysteine-type endopeptidase activity; cysteine-type deubiquitinase activity.
AGCAGCUGGACGGGACCGACACCGAGAACCCGAACCUCGUCCUUCCUGCUGGUGUUGUGAUGCGGUUCUACUGACCCACCAGAACCAGAACCAGGACCGGUACCGGUACCAGGACCAGGACCAGGACUCUGGUCCACCAGGACUAAACCAGAACCAGCACCAGAACCUCCGGGACUGGACCAGAACCAGAACCAGCACCGAGGCCGCUGACGCAGGAGAAUCCCCCGGGUCGGACCAGAACCGAACCGGACCUUCACCCGAGCAGGUAAUGCGAUGGUCCCAGCAGCUCGUCCAGGUCUCCAGCUGCUCGCGUCGCUCUCUCGUGUGCUCGGCCUCUCUUCCCUCUGCGCUACAGCUGAGCGGGCUGUGAUUUCCCUCCGGGCCAGCGCUCCCUAAAAGGCCAAGAUUGCCAAGAUCUGCCCCGUGGCGAGCAUGACGGCCACCACGCGUGGCUCUCCGGUGGGGGGCAACGACAGCCAGGGCCAGGGCCAGGGCCAGGGCCAGGGCCAGGCCCCCGAUGCUCAGAGCCAACCGCCGCUGCCCCAGAACCAGACAUCGUCUCCCAACUCGUCCAAUGAGAACUCCCCGGUGAGCCCCCCGGACGAGCAGGGCCAGGGGGACGGACCCCCCCAGCUGGAGGAGGAGGAGCCGGCCUUCCCCCACACCGACCUGGCCAAGCUGGACGACAUGAUCAACAGGCCUCGCUGGGUCGUUCCCGUUCUGCCAAAAGGAGAGUUGGAAGUUCUCUUGGAAGCUGCUAUUGACCUCAGUAAAAAAGGACUGGAUGUGAAGUGCGAGGCGUGUCAGAGGUUCUUCAGAGACGGACUCACCAUCUCCUUCACCAAGAUCCUGACGGACGAGGCCGUCAGUGGCUGGAAGUUUGAGAUCCACCGGUGCAUCAUCAACAACACCCACCGCCUGGUGGAGCUGUGCGUGGCUAAGCUUUCCCAGGACUGGUUUCCUCUGCUGGAGCUGCUGGCCAUGGCCACCAACCCCCACUGCAAGUUCCACAUCUACAACGGCACGCGGCCGUCCGAGACCGUCCCCGCCGGGGCCCAGCUGGCCGACGACGAGCUGUACGCCCGGCCGCCCGACCCGCGCUCCCCCAAGGGCUGGCUGGUGGACUUAAUAAACAAGUUUGGCACGUUAAACGGGUUUCAAAUUUUGCACGAUCGCUUCAUGAGCGGCCAAGCACUGAACGUCCAGAUCAUCGCUGCACUUAUCAAGCCGUUCGGCCAGUGUUACGAGUUCCUCACGCUGCACACGGUCAAGAAGUACUUCCUUCCAGUCAUCGAGAUGGUUCCCCAGUUCCUGGAGAAUCUCACGGACGAGGAGCUCAAGAAAGAGGCCAAGAACGAAGCCAAAAACGAUGCACUGUCCAUGAUAAUCAAGUCUCUGAAGAACCUGGCCUCCCGCGUGCCGGGCCAGGAGGAGACUGUGAAAAAUCUAGAGAUUUUUAGGUUAAAAAUGAUUCUUAGGUUAUUGCAAAUUUCUUCAUUUAAUGGCAAAAUGAAUGCACUAAAUGAGGUGAACAAGGUGAUCUCCAGCGUGUCCUACUACACGCACCGGCACAACCCCGAGGAGGAGGAGUGGCUGACGGCCGAGCGCAUGGCGGAAUGGAUCCAGCAGAACCACAUCCUGUCCAUCGUGCUCAGGGACAGUCUGCACCAGCCCCAGUACGUGGAGAAGCUGGAGAAGAUCCUGCGCUUCGUUAUCAAGGAGAAGGCUCUGACCAUGCAGGACCUGGACAACAUCUGGGCCGCUCAGGCCGGGAAACACGAGGCCAUCGUGAAGAACGUCCACGACCUGCUGGCCAAGCUGGCCUGGGACUUCUCCCCCGAGCAGCUGGACCACCUGUUUGACUGUUUCAAGGCCAGCUGGACCAACGCCAGCAAGAAGCAGCGGGAGAAGCUGCUGGAGCUGAUCCGGCGUCUGGCCGAGGACGACAAGGACGGCGUGAUGGCCCACAAGGUUCUGAACCUGCUGUGGAACCUGGCGCACAGCGACGACGUCCCGGUGGACAUCAUGGACCAGGCCCUGAGUGCCCACAUCAAGAUCCUGGACUACAGCUGCUCCCAGGACCGAGACACCCAGAAGAUCCAGUGGAUCGACCGCUUCAUCGAGGAGCUGCGGACCAACGACAAGUGGGUGAUCCCUGCUCUGAAGCAGAUCAGAGAAAUCUGUAGCCUGUUUGGAGAAGCUCCCCAGAACCUGAGAAAGAAAAUGCCAAUUAACAUACUAAAGAACUUAGUGGGUCAGACCCAGCGGAGUCCCCACGUCUUCUACCGCCACGACCUGAUCAACCAGCUGCAGCACAACCACGCCCUGGUCACGCUGGUGGCCGAGAACCUGUCGGCCUACAUGGAGACCAUGAGGCAGCUGUCCAAAGAAGAGCAAGCGGAGUUCGACCCCCAGACGGUCCGGCCCGGGAGCCGCUACAGCCACGUCCAGGAGGUUCAGGAGCGGCUCAACUUCCUAAGGUUCCUGCUGAAGGACGGCCAGCUCUGGCUCUGUGCUCCACAGGCCAAGCAGAUCUGGAAGUGUCUGGCGGAGAACGCCGUGUUCCUGUGUGACCGCGAGGCCUGUUUCAAGUGGUACUCCAAGCUGAUGGGGGACGAGCCGGACCUGGACCCGGACAUCAACAAGGACUUCUUUGAGAACAACGUGCUGCAGCUGGACCCGUCCCUGCUCACGGAGAACGGCAUGAAGUGUUUCGAGAGAUUCUUCAAGGCCGUCAACUGCAGGGAGGGCAAGCUGGUGGCCAAACGCCGCGCAUACAUGAUGGACGACCUGGAGCUGAUCGGCCUGGACUACCUGUGGAGGGUGGUGAUUCAAGGAAGUGACGACAUCGCGACCCGAGCCAUCGACCUGCUGAAGGAGAUCUACACCAACCUGGGACCCAAACUACAAGUCAACCAGGUGGAGAUCCACGAGGACUUCAUCCAGUCGUGCUUCGACCGGCUGAAGGCGUCCUACGACACGCUGUGCGUGCUGGACGGGGACAAGGACAGCAUCAACUGUGCCCGGCAGGAGGCGAUCCGCAUGGUCCGGGUGCUCACGGUUCUGAAGGAAUACAUCAACGAGUGUGACAGCGACUACCACGAGGAGAGGACCAUCCUGCCCAUGUCCAGAGCUUUCCGGGGGAAGCACAUCACCCUGAUCGUCCGCUUCCCCAACCAGGGCCGGCAGGUGGACGACCUGGACAUCUGGUCCCACACCAACGACACCAUCGGCUCGGUGCGCCGCGCCAUCCUCAACCGCAUCAAGGCCAACGCCGCGCACACCAAGAUCGAGCUGUUCAUCGGGGGCGAGGUGGUGGACCCGGCCGACGACCGCAAGCUGAUCGGACAGCUCAACCUGAAGGACAAGACGCUGAUCACGGCCAAGCUGACCCAGGUGAGCGCCAACAUGCCCUCCAGUCCGGACAGCUCCUCAGACUCGUCCACGGGCUCCCCCGGUAACCACGGCAACCACUACAGCGACGGGCCCAACCCCGAGGUGGAGAGCUGCCUCCCCGGAGUGAUCAUGUCGCUGCAUCUGCGCUACAUCUCCUUCCUGUGGCAGAUCGCUGACCUGGGCUGCAACCUGAACAUGCCUCAGCUGCGGGACGGAGCCCGAGUCCUGAUGAAGCUGAUGCCCCCAGAUAACACCACGGUGGAGAACCUCAGGGCCGUGUGUCUGGACCACGCCAAGCUGGGGGAGAACAGCCUCAGUCCGUCGCUGGACUCCUGCUUCUUCGGCCCAUCGCCCUCACAAGUGCUGUACCUCAUCGAGGUCGUCUACGCGCUGCUGAUGCCCGCCAGCGCCACGCUGGGAGAGGACGCCAGCGACUUCCAGUACAACUUCCUGAAGAGCGGCGGGCUGCCGCUGGUGCUGAGCAUGCUGACCCGGAACAACUUCCUGCCGUCGGCGGACAUGGAGACGCGGCGGGGGGCGUACCUGAACGCCCUGAAGAUCGCCAAGCUGCUGCUGACGGCCGUGGGCUACGGCCACGUGAAGGCCGUGGCCGAGGCCUGCCAGCCCAACGCCGAGGGCAACGUGCCCGUGUCCCCGAUCAACCAGGCCACCCACGACCAGGCGCUGGUGCUGCAGAGCGCCCUGCAGAACAUCCCCAACCCCGCCUCCGAGUGCAUGCUGCGCAACGUGGCCAUCCGGCUGGCCCAGCAGAUCUCUGACGAGAAUUUCUUCCAGGCAUCAAAGUACAUCCCAGACAUUUGUGUGAUCCGAGCUGUGCAGAAAAUCGUUUGGGCGUCGGGCUGCGGGACGGUGCAGCUGGUGUUCAGCUCCAACGAGGACAUCAGCCGGAUCUACGAGAAGACCAACGCUGCCAAGGAGCCGGACGGGGAGGACGAGCAGGUCUGCUGCGAGGCCCUGGAGGUGAUGACGCUGUGCUUCGCCCUCAUGCCCACGGCGCUGGACACGCUGAGCAAGGAGAAGGCCUGGCAGACCUUCAUCAUCGACCUGCUGCUGCACUGCCACAGCAGGUCGGUGCGUCAGAUGGCCCAGGAGCAGUUCUUCCUCAUGGCCACCAGGUGCUGCAUGGGCCACCGGCCGCUGCUGUUCUUCAUCACGCUGCUCUUCACCGUGCUGGGGAGCACGGCCAGGGAACGAGCCAAACACGCCGGCGACUACUUCACGCUGCUGCGUCACCUGCUGAACUACGCCUACAACUCCAACAUCAACCUGCCCAACGCCGAGGUUCUGCUGAACAACGAGAUCGACUGGCUCAAGAGGAUACGGGACGAGGUGAAGCGGUCCGGGGAGACGGGCGUGGAGGAGACGAUCCUGGAGGGACACAUCGGCGUCACCAAGGAGCUGCUGGCCUUCCAGACUCCGGAGAAGAAGUUCUACAUCGGCAGUGAGAAGGGCGGGGCCAACCUCAUCAAGGAGCUGAUCGACGACUUCAUCUUCCCGGCCUCCAACGUGUACCUGCAGUACAUGAAGAGCGGGGAGUUCCCGGCGGAGCAGGCCAUCCCCGUGUGCAGCGCCCCCGCCUCCAUCAACGCCGGCUUUGAGCUGCUGGUGGCGCUGGCCGUCGGCUGCGUCCGCAACCUGAAGCAGAUCGUGGACACGCUGACCGACAUGUACUACCUAGGCUGCGAGGCGCUGACGGAGUGGGAGUACCUGCCCCCGGUGGGGCCCCGGCCCACCAAGGGCUUCGUGGGGCUGAAGAACGCGGGGGCCACGUGCUACAUGAACUCUGUGAUCCAGCAGCUCUACAUGAUCCCCCCCAUCCGGAACGGGAUCCUGGCCAUCGAGGGGACGGGGACGGACGUGGACGACGACAUGUCUGGGGACGAGAAGCAGGAGAACGAGAGCAACGUGGACCCCCGGGACGACGUGUUCUCCUACCACCACCAGUUCGAGGACAAGCCGUCGGGGAAGUCGGAGGACAGGAAGGAGUACAACAUCGGGGUGCUGCGCCACCUGCAGGUCAUCUUCGGACACCUGGCCGCGUCCCGGCUGCAGUACUACGUCCCCCGGGGGUUCUGGAAGCAGUUCAGGUUGUGGGGGGAGCCGGUGAACCUGAGGGAGCAGCACGACGCCCUGGAGUUCUUCAACUCCCUGGUGGACAGUCUGGACGAGGCCCUGAAGGCCCUGGGACACCCGGCCAUGCUCAGCAAGGUGCUGGGGGGAUCCUUCGCCGACCAAAAGAUCUGCCAGGGCUGCCCCCACAGGUAUGAGUGCGAGGAAUCGUUCACCACCCUCAACGUGGACAUCAGGAACCACCAGAACCUGCUGGACUCCAUGGAGCAGUACGUGAAGGGGGACCUGCUGGAGGGGGCCAACGCCUACCACUGUGAGAAGUGCAAUAAGAAGGUGGACACGGUGAAGCGGCUGCUGAUCAAGAAGCUGCCGCCCGUCCUGGCCAUCCAGCUGAAGCGCUUCGACUACGACUGGGAGCGUGAGUGCGCCAUCAAGUUCAACGACUACUUUGAGUUCCCGCGGGAGCUGGACAUGGAGCCCUACACGGUGGCUGGCGUGGCCAAGCUGGAGGGCGACGACGUGAACCCGGAGAACCAGGUGAUCCAGCAGAACGAGCCGUCGGAGCCGUCGCCGCCCGGCAGCUCCAAGUACCGGCUGGUGGGCGUGCUGGUGCACUCGGGCCAGGCCAGCGGCGGACACUACUACUCCUACAUCAUCCAGAGGAACGGCGGCGACGGGGAGAAGAACCGCUGGUACAAGUUCGACGACGGGGACGUGACGGAGUGCAAGAUGGAUGACGAGGAGGAGAUGAAGAACCAGUGCUUCGGCGGGGAGUACAUGGGCGAGGUGUUCGACCACAUGAUGAAGAGGAUGUCGUACCGGCGGCAGAAGCGCUGGUGGAACGCUUACAUCCUGUUCUACGAGCGCAUGGACUCCCUGGACAAGGACAGCGAACUGGUCAAGUACAUCUCGGACCUGACGAUCUCGUCCAGCAAGCCGCACCAGGUCAAGAUGCCCACGGUCAUCGAGUGCAGCGUCCGCAAGCAGAACGUCCAAUUCAUGCACAACCGAAUGCAAUACAGCCUGGAAUAUUUCCAGUUCAUAAAGAAACUGCUGACCUGUAACAGUGUCUAUUUAAACCCUCCUCCAGGUCAGGACCACCUCCUCCCCGAGGCCGAGGAGAUCGCCAUGAUCAGUGCUCAGCUGGCAGCCCGGUUCCUAUUCAGCACCGGGUUCCACACCAAGAAGGUGGUGAGAGGCCCGGCCAGCGACUGGUACGACGGCCUCUGCAUCCUGCUGAGACACAGUAAGAACGUGCGGUUCUGGUUCUCCCACCACGUGCUGUUCUCGUCCCCGGCCCGGUUCUCCGAGUACCUGCUGGAAUGUCCCAGCGCCGAGGUCCGCGGAGCCUUCGCCAAGCUCAUCGUCUUCAUCGCUCACUUUUCCCUGCAGGACGGGCCCUGCCCUCCCCCCACCGCCUCGCCGGGGCCCUCCACACAGGGCCCUGAUAACCUGAGUCUGAGUGACCACCUACUAAGGGCCGUGCUGAACCUGCUGCGGAGAGAAGUGUCUGAACACGGCCGGCACCUGCAGCAAUACUUCAACCUGUUCGUCAUGUACGCAAACCUGGGCCUGGCGGAAAAGACGCAGCUGCUGAAGCUGAACGUCCCGGCCACAUUCAUGCUGGUGGCCCUGGACGAGGGGCCCGGCCCCCCCAUCAAGUACCAGUACGCCGAGCUGGGAAAGCUCUACACCGUGGUUUCGCAGCUGGUGCGCUGCUGCGACGUGGCGUCGCGCAUGCAGUCCUCCAUCAACGGAAACCCCCCCCUCCCAAACCCGUACGGCGACACCAACCUGACGGCGGCGGUGAUGGCGGUGCAGCAGCUCGUGGCCGAGAUCCUGUUUGUGAGGACGAGCUACGUGAAGAAGAUCAUCGAGGACUGCAGCAACUCGGAGGAGACGGUGAAGCUGCUGCGCUUCUGCUGCUGGGAGAACCCGCAGUUCUCCUCCACCGUGCUGAGCGAGCUGCUGUGGCAGGUGGCGUACUCCUACACCUACGAGCUGAGGCCUUACCUGGACCUGCUGUUGCAGAUCCUGCUGAUCGAGGACUCCUGGCAGACACACAGGAUCCACAACGUCCUGAAGGGAAUCCCCGACGACCGGGACGGGCUGUUUGACACCAUCCAGCGCUCCAAGAACCACUACCAGAAACGAGCCUAUCAGUGCAUCAAGUGCAUGGUGGCGCUGUUCAGCAACUGCAGCGUGGCCUACCAGAUCCUGCAGAGUAACGGGGACCUGAAGCGGAAGUGGACGUGGGCGGUGGAGUGGCUGGGGGACGAGCUGGAGCGGAGGCCGUACACCGGAACCCCCCAGUACACCUACAACAACUGGUCUCCUCCGGUCCAGAGCAACGAGACCUCCAACGGCUACUUCCUGGAGCGUUCACACAGCGCCCGCAUGACGCUGGCCAAAGCCUGCGAGCUCUGUCCAGAAGAGCUCAAGUGUACUCAGGGAAGUCCAGGGAAGGAGCCGGAUGAACAGGAAGCACCUGACGACCAAGACUCGUCCCCCCCGGAGGACACGUCUCUGUACCCACAUUCUCCUGGGACGGCCCAGUUCCAGCAGAACAACCACCCCCCCCACGGGCAGCCGUACACCGGGCCGGCCGCUCAGCACAUGAACAACCCACAGCGACCCGGCCCCGCCCCCGGACCCUCCCCCGCCCCCGGGCCGACCCAGCCGCCCACCACGGCCCCCCCCAGCACCACUCCUGGAUCUGGAUCAGGCCCGCGAGCACAAGAGACCUGGGAGGGCCCGGAGGAGGCCCCGGCCCCCGCCCCCGCCUCCACCCCGGCCCCCGCCCCCCCCAAGGAGUAAAGCUCCCCGCGCUGCUGCCGUGCCUCAAGCCUCCGUCGCCCCCCCCCCUCCUCGCUCCUCGCCGCCCCCCCACCGCCGGCCCGAGGGAGGGGGGGGAGCCAGGCCUCCCGCCUCCUCCCUCCCCCGGCCUGCUCCUCCCAGCCGGCCUCCGGGAGCCCCCCCUCCCCUGGACCUGGUCUCUGGUCCCCCCCCCCCCCCUCUCUGGACCAGGUCUUUGGUCCCCCCCCCCCCCGCGGCGGCAGAGGCGAGCUGGGACGAGGAACCAGACUGAGCUGGAGAUGAAAGGUGUACAUAGUAUGUUCAUGUUCUUGACUGUUGGACCCCCGAGCACCACGUGCUGCCGGGACCCGAUGACAACAAAAUGGAUAUUAUAAAUAAGAAAAUUCCCCAAAAACUAAGAAGACGACGACUCCUCUUGACCACCGCGGUGGUUCCGGACCGGACCGGUUCUCUGAAGACUCUGCAGCUCCUCGGCUCCUCCUGCUCAUGCCAAAUCCACCUCCGGCCGCGGUUGGUUUCAGUGUGGCGGCGGGACGGUUGGCUGGACUUAACGCUGUUUGGUUGGUGUGAAACGCAGUGAUGCAAACGUUGUUCUGAAACUCAUUGCCUUUCUUUCUUUUCUUUUCUUUCGUUUGUUCUGGUAAUUGAUUCAAUCCUUUUGAAGCUCUAGUUAAUAUGCUGUAACAUUUAGCAUGGCUUCUCACCAGAAUAGUGUAGCCCAAGGGAAGACUUGUGAUCAUAACAACCUUAAAGCUGUUCUUACUCCACGUCCAGAGGGCCGCGGCCCCGCGGGCCCCGCGACCCCGGCGUGAGCGGUCCCUUCUUUUCUACUCGUCUGUCCAACAGGGGCGAUAUUUUCAACCAGUGUAUAAGUGGCUUUUCAAUUGCACAUUAUAAUCUUCCGACUUCACAUUCGGCAUCAGUCUGGUGGGUUCAGGCGCUUCGCUCAUCGUAGGACUUCAGAGGAUCGACACAUAUGCAACGGGCGGCUCCCCGGGUCGCCGGCCCCGGGUCGCCGGCGUGUUCUAGACGCGUGGUUUGCUUCUGUCGUAGUCGUAGACGGACCCGUCGCCCACCGGCCUCCCCUGGGGGUCCGGGGUCCGGCCCCGGGGUACCAGGGGUCCGGCCCUGGGGGUACCGGGGGUCCGGCCCUGGGGGUCCGGCCCCGCAGGGUACCAGGGGUUCGGCCCUGGGGGUCCCGGGAUACCAGGGGUCCCCGGGGUACCAGGGGUCCGGCCCCACAGGGUCCCGGGGUACCAGGGGUCCGGCCCCACAGGGUCCCGGGGUACCAGGGGUCCGGCCUCGCAGGGUCCCGGGGUACCAGGGGUUCGGCCCUGGGGGCCCCGGGAUACCAGGGGUCCGGGGGGCGGCCGGCGCCGCCAGAGCAGCAGCCGGUUAGUUGCCGUGUAAUUCUGUAGGAGUAAAAAGGUAAAACAUCAGUAAAUACUGUAUUUAAUUGGUCACUUGAAUGCGUGUAUUUUUUUGAAAUUUCUUUUGUCUAAAACAAAACCAAAUACUCCUGCAAAUGAAAAUAUUCUGCCCACCGUAUUAUAUUUAAAUAUUUUGCUCUUAUUUUAUAGAAUUUAUUUUGUUGUAUUUCACUAAAAAUAGAUUUUGAUUUAAGAGGAACAUUUUUGUCCUUGUGUUAUUUUUAAAGAAGAAUAUCGACUGUACAGAGUUCUGCGCCCUGUUUUUUGCCGACUUUUGUUUUGGCCAUGGUGUGACGUUGAAUUCUGGAGCUGCAGUCGCGAUGUGGACUUUCACUUUGUGAGGUUUUUUGUGCACAGAAAUAUAACAGAAAAGCAUUGCGCCCUUAGCAAAUAAAAACAUGGAAUCUUG